Messenger RNA from Penicillium expansum, 675 nucleotides. Its product is annotated as SIMPL domain-containing protein. The coding region runs from base 1 to 675 and encodes 224 amino acids. The record is from RefSeq and is a predicted model, not a curated record. The transcript has a single exon. NCBI's taxonomy places the organism in Eukaryota, Fungi, Ascomycota, Eurotiomycetes, Eurotiales, Aspergillaceae.
AUGACUCUACAAGGCCACUACACAGCCCGCCGCUUCCCAGAGCGAGCAAUGAUCCACCUCAUCAUAGAAUGCUCAGGCGAGUCCGAAGAAACCACCACUCACGAAGUCUCCAUAACCUGCACCACCCUCCAAGAAAUCCUGGAAGCCCUAUGUCCCCGAGAAGAAGACAGAACCGUAAAACCCUCAGCCGCAGUAUCAAAAAUAUCCGCCAGCCACAUCCACGCAUCCAAGGACACAACAGGAAAUGUCAGCGACAGACCGCGCGUGCACACCGCCAUCGUCACCUUCUACGCUAUAUUCUGUGACUUCAACGAGCUGCAAAAAUUCGCCUACAAGCUGGAUACUUACGACAAUGCGAGACUGAGUAAUGUUAGCUGGUACCUCACUGAUGCUACUACUCAUGAUAUCGGGGCGGAGUCGCGGAAGGGGGCCUUGCGGGAUGCUGUUAUGAAGGCGAAGGAGUAUGCGGAAGUUAUUGAUUUGAAAGAGAUUGAGGUUGAACCGGUGGAACUUAAGGAGAUUGAAUAUGAGCCUUUGAAUUCUGAGGCGUUUUCGCAGAGGCCGAUUUAUCGGCACUCCAGUGGAGUCGAUUUGACGCCGAAGGAUAUCGUGAUUAGUUGUGCUGUGGAGGUUUAUUUUGAACUUGCACGUAGGGGUUCUAUGUGGUAUGAAUGA